This is a messenger RNA of Pyricularia grisea, 441 nucleotides long. RefSeq lists its product as uncharacterized. NCBI's taxonomy places the organism in Eukaryota, Fungi, Ascomycota, Sordariomycetes, Magnaporthales, Pyriculariaceae. The transcript has a single exon. The record is from RefSeq and is a predicted model, not a curated record. The coding region runs from base 1 to 441 and encodes 146 amino acids.
AUGUCUGGCCUCGAGCCCCUGGCGGCUAUGGGAUUUGCCUGCAGCGUCCUCCGGCUCGUCGAAGCUGGCGGCAAAAUCUUCAACAUCGCCCAAACAGCCUACCAACAAGGUACCAUCGACCGCAAGACGGCAAAAGAAUACACCUCGAUCCUGUUUCAACUAUCAAACGAGAUGUUAAGUAAAAGUGCAACGGCGCCAGCAAAGCCAGCCCACUGCGAGGUAGAGCUCCUCAAGACGGCCAAGACUUGUCGAGAUGUUUCCCGUGACCUUUCUGAAGACCUCACGUACCUUGAUAGUCUGGCGAGCAAGGGUGAGCUGCUUGCAGCGGUAAAGUUGGCAGCCAAGGUCAGUUGGAGACAGAGGAGACUCAAGAGGCUUGAGCAGAACCUGAAAGACGUGGAGAGUAGGAUGCAAAAGUUAAUUUUGGGGCGUGUCUUGUAA